Messenger RNA from Myripristis murdjan (pinecone soldierfish), 3692 nucleotides. RefSeq names its product delta-like 4 (Drosophila) (gene dll4). Lineage: Eukaryota; Metazoa; Chordata; Actinopteri; Holocentriformes; Holocentridae. Gene Ontology annotation, molecular function: calcium ion binding. Gene Ontology annotation, biological process: Notch signaling pathway; cell communication; multicellular organism development. Bases 379 to 2451 code for a protein of 690 amino acids. Gene Ontology annotation, cellular component: membrane. The record is from RefSeq and is a predicted model, not a curated record. The transcript has 11 exons.
GUGAACAUCCGUGGCGCACUGACGCACCAAGUUCAGCACCAAAACAAGCCUUCAGCCGCGCACACACAGCGACGUGACCAUUGUGGAGUACAGAGUCAUGCAAGGGGACGCCUGCUGACAAGAAAGAAGCCCGGCUUGGAUAUUGGUCUUCCCUCACCUUUUGGAUAACUUGGAGAUUGUAAACGCUUCCACUGGACGCUUUUGACGCACGCCAACAAGGAGCUAAGGAAAAACUCCCUGGGAGUGAAGAAGGAUUUACAUAUGUUUUAGAGCUUUUUCCUCGUUUACCUUGUUGUAAACACUUUGGAAUAGGGAGGUUUUUUCUGUAUAGCAGGGUGUACUGGCUGGUGACGCGGCUGCCCUGGAGAAGCGAGAAGGAUGGCAGCUUGGUUCACCUUUACCAUCGCAUUCAGCACCACGUUGAUAACACAGGUAUUUGGAUCUGGUGUUUUUGAGCUUGAUCUCCACGAAUUUAAAAACCACAAAGGCUUGCUUGCAAACGGAAACGCAUGCAAACCCAACUGCAGGACUUUCUUUAGAAUUUGCUUGAAGAACUACCAGGCUGUGGUCUCGCCAGGUGACUGCAUCUUUGGAACUACAAUGACACCGGUGCUGGGGACAAACUCUUUCAGCGCCAAGGACAGUGGCACUUUCAGUAGACCAAUUAAAUUAGCAGUCAACUUUGGAUGGCCGGGGUCAUUUUCCUUGAUAAUUGAAGCCUGGCAUUCACCUUAUGAAAGUCUACCUGUAGAUACCACCAACCCAGACUUUCUGAUUAGCUUUUUUGCCAUCCAAAGGCAGCUGGGCGUAGGGACUGACUGGUCUCAGGACACGCAGACUGGGAAGCAGACAGAGCUAAGGUAUUCUUACCGGUUCAUCUGCAAUGAAAAUUACUACGGAGAAAGUUGUUCCAAAAAAUGCUCGCCCAGGGACGACCGAUUUGGCCACUACACCUGCACCCGUGAGGGGCAGUUAUCCUGUCUGCCCGGCUGGAAGGGGAAAUACUGCGAAGAACCUAUCUGUCUGGAGGGCUGCAGCGAGAGGAAUGGAAACUGCUCCAAACCUGGAGAGUGUGUGUGCAGAGAAGGCUGGCAAGGCACGUUCUGUGAUGAGUGUAAGAAGUAUCCGGCCUGUAAACACGGUACCUGCCAGCAGCCAUGGCAGUGCAACUGUCAAGAGGGCUGGGGAGGCCUAUUCUGUGACCAAGACCUGAACUUCUGCACCCAUCACCGUCCAUGUGUGAACGGCGCCACCUGCAUGAACACGGGCCAGGGCAGCUAUACGUGUACCUGUCUGCCAGGUUUCACUGGGGUCAACUGUGAGCUGGAGAUGCAGGAGUGUGACAGCAACCCCUGCAGGAACGGUGGGAUAUGCACAAAUCUGGAGAAUGGCUACAUGUGCUCGUGCCCCCAGGGUUUCGAGGGCUCCCACUGCGAGCACAGCUUGCUGACCUGCGCAGACUCCCCGUGCUUCCACAGUGGCAAAUGCUGGGAGAAGGACAAUGGCCGCAGCUACAUGUGCGAGUGUCCCCGCGGCUACACCGGACUCAACUGUGAGAAGAGAGUGGACAAGUGCACGUCGCUUCCCUGUGCUAAUGGUGGUCUCUGCGUGAUCCAUGGUGGGAUGCGUGUCUGUAGCUGCCGUGCAGGGUUUACCGGCCAACGUUGUGAAAUCAACAUCAACGAAUGUGCCGGUAACCCCUGCAUCAACGGCGGCACCUGCCUGGACCGAAUCAACGACUACAAAUGCGUCUGUCCUCCGGGCUACGCUGGACGCAACUGCGACCGAGCCCUGGACGAGUGCUCCCUUCGACCCUGCCUCAACGGAGGUCUUUGCACCGGGGGAGGCGGACCAGGCAAGCCCCCCGCCACCUGCAUCUGCCCGUCAGGCUUCACCGGGCCUCGCUGCGAGUUCUUCGCCGCCGUGACCUUUCCCUUGACCAACGGGGAGGUCCAAGAUGGCUUCCAGUGGGCGGCGGUUUCCCUGGCGGUGGGGCUGGUGGCCCUGCUGGUGCUGCUGUGCAUGGUGGGCUUGGCGCUGAGGCACAUCCACAGGCAGGCCCAGAGGGAGAGGGGAGACACGGAGACCAUGAACAACAUGUCAGACGUUCAGCGAGAUAACCUGAUCCCGGCAUCCCAGCUGAAGAACACCAACCAGAAAAUCGGCCUGGAGGUGGACUGCGACUCGGAGAAAUCAAACUUUAUCCAUAAAAACUAUCACUUGGACUCGUACAACUCGAAAGCGAAGGAGUUCAAGGACGACAUGUCGCAAGAGGAUAAAAGUCUUAUUUACGACAAGUGUUUAGAGGACAAAAUGCCCUUAAGUAGAAUGUACAGUGAAAAGCCAGAGUGUAGGAUAUCAACAAUAUGUUCCCCGAGAGACUCCAUGUACCAGUCGGUAUUUGUUAUAGCAGAGGAGAGGAGGGAAUGCGUCAUAGCAACUGAGGUAUAAAGCAUGGGAGGGGGUCUGAACGCGAGGGAACAAGGAGAACGACACAAUCGAGGCAGAAUGUCAUAUUCUGGAUUGUUUACAAAUGCUGAGAAGAGACUGGAGAUUGUUUUAGAUGUCCACUGCUGCUCUGGAACACUUGAGAACUGGAGAGGGCAGACCGUCUGCUCUGCGAAAGGAACUGAACUGAGAAAACUUUAUGUUGACCGAGUGUUUGUAUGCAAAACAUGUACAGUGAAGGACCUCUCUCAUUUGUGGCAAUGGUUAACUGGACUGGCGAAUCAACUGACUACACAAGGUGUGGAGACUGAUAGAGCGUCAGCAGAAUAAUGAAUCUUGACCGUCCUGGACAGCAUAAGGAGGUGAAGGUGGAUCAGUUGCCCCUCGUAGUUGAACUGGCCUUGUGUGAUAAUCAUGGUGACUUUGACAGCCAAUCAAUCAAACAGUCAAAACGGUGCCUGAGAUUUAACCCUUUCCAAUCCCGCCCCCCCCAACUCCCCCACACCACUCCUGCCAGCUUCGCCUGCUAUGCAAGACUCAGGGUCGAGAUGAGUGAACUCACCCACCGUCGAAAUCCAACCACACAAACACUGAGAGCUAUGAAUGUCUGAAAAUAAUCUCCAACUGUCAAUCACUCGAAAAUGACUGGUUGGACUUUUCCAUGCAAUGGUGAAGAUUGUAUGCAGCCCAAAUUCACUAGAAGCCUUAAAAGAGGGGGGGGGGGGUGGGAGGGGGUUUAAUGCUGAAUUUGUUCCCUUGUCUCUUCUUGGAUCAUUUGCACUACAAAAACAGUGGGGGAAAUACUUUUUAAUCAACAGGGAUUUGAAGAGAAAACCACAGGAGCGCAAUAGUCAGUGCUGUGCCAGCAAGAUCCAAGAGGAAGGGAAGUGAAAAUGUGCAUAGAAAAUGUUUUAUGCAAACCCAACUGAGAAAUACAGACUCAAAACGGGGAAAAAAGAAAAGACUGUCAUACCACUGCCUGCCUAUAACAAGUUUCAAAAAAAUACAGAACCAAUAAUGUAAGUUUUUUUUUUUUAAAUGAUGAUUAUUUCCAGAGUUUAAUUUAAAUAUGACACACUGCUCUUUAUAUGUUUUAUAAUAUUAUUUUGUAUAUAAUGCAUAUUUAUAAGGACCAAACUUCUGAAGAAUAAACUUCCUUCAAAACUGUUUUUAAUUUGAUGUCAGUGAAUGGAAAAAAAAAUAUUUUUGAGGUGUUUUUAAAUAAUGAAAUUGAGUACAAACGA